UCCCUGAGUGCUUGGUCCCUUCUGCCUCCGCCAGGCUCACCGUGCUCCCCUGAGCCCUCUGGGUGUCUCCCGGCCAACUGGACGAGACAGUGGUCCUCCUUCCUGGCCUCCAGUCCCACUUAAGGAAACACCCCAGGGAUGACCGGGAAGGGGCGCUGCCCUCAGAAUUAUCCCUUAGAAGGACGAGUGUUUGUGGAGGUUUCCCUUAUGAAGACGGGAAAUGUCGCUUUAAAUGCGUUAAAGGUUUAUUCAGUCCCCUGUAUCAGAGCCUAUAGUUGGCGCUGAUGCUGGUCUGCGAGCGGGCUGAGGGAGCAUGAGCCAUUUGCAGAACUUACUGUUAGAUACCCUCCUGGGAACAAAGCAUGUGGACAGUGCAGCCCUCAUCAAACUCCAGGAGCGAAGCUUGAGUGUAGCAUCACCAGGAUUUAGUGUAAUGCCCAGUGAUGUCCGAACUCUUGUGAAUGGAUUCGCCAAGAACCCUUUGCAAACCAGAAGAGAAGGACUGUAUUUCAAGGAAAAGGACUACAAAUGUGUCCGGGCAGAUGACUAUUCUCUUUAUGCUAAGAAUGAAAACACUGGUGUGGUUGUUGUGAAGACCCAUCUGUAUCUUCUGGUGGCAACUUACACUGAAGGCAUGUAUCCUAGUGUUUGUGUGGAAGCCACAGAGAAACUGGGAGAAUAUCUAAGAAGAAAAGGAAAUUAAGUCAUCAAAGGACCAUGAAAACCAGCUUUUGUUAUUAUAGGAAAUCAAUUCUAAAGAAAAAGUAAUGCCUGAUUUUGUGAUUGAAAAACACUAGGAAGAAGGGACCAAAAAGGAAGAAUGAGUUAAGGGAGCGAUGUUUCUUAUUUCAAGAGAUCCUCUUCUUUAAUUAGAAUUCUUUGAUAAGCUUUA
Messenger RNA from Prionailurus viverrinus (fishing cat), 892 nucleotides. RefSeq names its product profilin family member 4 (gene PFN4). The coding region runs from base 314 to 703 and encodes 129 amino acids. The record is from RefSeq and is a predicted model, not a curated record. The transcript is spliced from 5 exons. Gene Ontology annotation, molecular function: actin monomer binding. NCBI's taxonomy places the organism in Eukaryota, Metazoa, Chordata, Mammalia, Carnivora, Felidae. Gene Ontology annotation, cellular component: cell cortex.